UAGGUGCUGGCUGGCAGCAGGGGCUGUCCUUGCCCCCUCUUCAGGGGCGGGAUGGCAGUCGGGGGCCUGCACAGGAGUGUGUCCCUGCACGGAGCCUGCUCCACGCCCAGCACAUGCAGAGGGUGCGACCUUGUUGCCCUGCUGAGGCUGGGAGAGGAGCACGGAGCAUUUUGAGCUGGGGCUGGUUGCCCUUCAGAUCCUCAUAGCCUCUUCUUCCUGGCUGCUGGCCCCAACCUGCCCGUGGUGGCAAGCAGGGCAUGCCCCCAGCUGCGUCCCCUGCCAGGUGAACAUAGCUCUCCUGGGUAAAGGGGAGCAGCCCCUGAGCUACUGACUUACCACCGUGUCCUCCCACCGCGUGGGUACAGGAGUUGGGCUGGCGCUGGCCUCGCCAUGGCAUUGCACGCAGCAGCCCUCGGAGCUUCCUGCCGUGUCUGGAGCCAGCCUUGGAGUGCCGGCGCUGGUGGAGAGGUAAGAGCUGCCUGGAGGUAAGGGUGGCCCCACUGCCACCCACAGCCUGACGGGGACAUAGCUCCAGGGGCUCUGGCACCUGGGGGCCCAUCCAGCCCCUGGGAUCCGGGACUUGGUGCAGGGCAGGAUGAUAGGGGCUGGAUUCCGGACGGGGGCCAGAGGGCGUGGGGCAGCAGUGAGUGUCGAGCGCAGGACCCACUGCUGCACCCCUUCCCUCCACCCGCAGUGGCCUCCAGCGCGAGGGCAAACAGGACGGCAGGGCUGGAGCACUCGGCGUGCCCUGGUGCUGCCCCGUGCCAAGGGUGGGUGGGUUGCUGUGACGCCCAGCAACCCACUAACGCAAAUAGCCAGCAGCGCCUCUCCACCCCGCUCCCCUCCUGGCUCGUGCACAGGCUCCAAUUUCUCGGCGUCAGCCUCCGCCAGCGCUCAGCUGUCGGUGCCCCUCCGGCCUGUCACUUGGGCGCUCCGCAGUGCUGGGCAGCUGCCCCCUCCCUGCGCCUGGCCCUGGGUCUGGGGGCUCUGCGGCCCAAGGGGCUCCAGCACCGGCUCCCCAGCAGUGAGCCCACCGCCAGCUUUGUGGGGCAUUUCAUCAGGGGACACGAGCUCCAAACGUGGCGUAAGUGCAUUUCCAUGCGCGGCUCCCCUUCUCUGGCGGCCCCGACCCUGCUGGGCCCCUGCUCCACUGACGGACCCUGGGGCCCACCGGCUCUCCCCUCCUCCCUGUGCCUGUGGUCCCAGGAGUCCCCAGCCCCCCUUGCCGUCUCCUGGACAGUUGUCCUGUCGUUUCCCCGGGGGGGGAUGGGGAGGGGGGGUCUUGUGUUACGGUAGCACCAAAAAUAGUGAAGUCUGGUGGAAGGGCUGUAAGGAUGGUCGACCGACAAAGGUGGCAUCAGGCACAUCCUGGGGGUGUGGGAGCAGAUCUGCCCUCGUGGUAGCACUGGGUUUCUGUGGAAGAAAAGCCAGGGACAGCUGUGCCCUGGUGCCAGGCAGUGCCAUGGGUACACUUGUUCUGGCAGGCCAAGAGUGGUGCCAUUUGCCACUUCAUCUCGGGACGGAGGCGUCUGGGCAGAUGGGCCCGUGCAGGUAGCUCAGUGGCUGCGGGCAGCGCUGGGCGCCACGUCCGCGAAGCAGCCGGGGAUGGCGAGGAGCUGCAGGUGCUGGGCUGGGAGUGGAUCCCCAGCAGCAGGGCUGGGCAGCUGCCCCGGGCCCUGGGCUGGGUCCUGGGGCUCCCCGGCAGCAAUGCUGGGGCAGGAGCCGUGGGCAGGAGCCGUGGGCAGGGCGGCGGGAGGUGCUGGCCUGGGAGCUGCUUUCCAGCUGGGUCUGAUCCCCAUGGGGCUGUUGGGGGCACAGGCCACCGCUGCCCUGGCUGGGACUCAGCCCCAGUCGAGACGAUGUCUUUGUCUUCCCCUUGUAGCAUGACAGAGAAGGAGGCGCCAGAGCCACCAGCUUCACCUGCCUCAGGUGGGAAACCCAAGAGCCAGCAGCUGCAGAAGCUGAAGCAACUUUUCCGGCGAAAGCCCAAGGAGGAGGCAGCACCGGAGCCACAGCCGAAUGGGGAACUGGUCAGCCCCUCUGGGGGGCCCAUCUACUACAUCUAUGAGGACGAGGAGGAGGAGGAAGAGGAGGAGGAGCUCGAGCCUCCUCCUGAGCCCCAGAAACUUGUCAAUGACAAACCCCACAAGUUCAAGGAUCAUUACUUCAAAAAGCCCAAGUUCUGCGACGUUUGUGCCCGCAUGAUCGUCCUCAACAACAAAUUUGGCCUGAGGUGCAAGAACUGCAAAACCAACAUCCACCACCACUGCCAGUCCUACGUGGAGAUGCAGCGCUGCUUCGGCAAAAUCCCCCCAGGGUUUCGCCGGGCGUACAGCUCACCCCUGUACAGUGACCAGCAGUAUGCCUGCGUCAAGGAGCUGCUCUCGGCGGCCAACAGGAGCGACCCAGUAUUCGAGACCCUCCGGACGGGCGUCAUCAUGGCCAACAAAGAACGCAAGAAAGGGCAAGAAGACAAGAAAAAUCCGCUGGCGGCUAUGAUGGAUGAGGAACCCGAGGCCAUGAAGCCGGAUGGGGGCAAAACAGAGGGCAGCACCUCCGAAGGGGACAAGAAGACCGAGAAGAGCACAACAGAUGACAAGAACAAGAAGCCGCAGCCGGGGAUGCGUGGCGGCUAUCUGCAGUCUCACUACUUCGUGGCGCUUUAUCGCUUCAAAGCUCUGGAGAAAGACGACCUGGACUUCCCGCCAGGAGAGAAGAUCACAGUGGUGGAUGACUCCAACGAGGAGUGGUGGCGGGGGAAGAUUGGUGAAAAAAUUGGCUACUUCCCCCCAAACUUCAUCAUCCGAGUGCGGGCCGGUGAGCGGGUGCACAAGGUGACACGCUCCUUUGUGGGCAACAGGGAGAUCGGGCAGAUCACACUCAAGAAGGAUCAGAUCGUGGUGCAGAAGGGCGAGGAGGUGAACGGCUACGUGAAAGUCUACACUGGCCGCAAAGUGGGGCUCUUCCCUGUGGACUUCCUACAGGAGAUCUAAGUCGGGGUGCUGGCCUCAAGCUGCGGCGGAUGAAUGGUGCCCACUGGAGCUGCUGGGGCCAGGAUGGAGCCGGGCUGGCAGGCGCCUCCGCUGGGCAACGUGAGGCCGGGGGCUCCGGCGAGGGGCAGCGCUGGGACUGUUCCUUGCCUGGGCUGUAGCGCCUGCACCGCCAUGGUGUGCACAGUGGGAGGCACCCACCCACCCACCCCCCCGACACCGCGGCCACCGCCUGCCCCGGCCCGUGGGGGGCUGCCUGCGGGUCCCGCCCCGGGGCGCGGGCUGUGCAGGUCUGUGUGUUAGCAAUACAUGUCUGUUCCCCAGCCGGCAUCACCUCUGCAUGUCCUGGGGGAGCUUACUGCAGGCCCUGCCGGGGGGGGCAGGGCCGCGGUCGGGGGGUUCAAGGGCCGCGGUCGGGGGGGGCUCCAGGGCCGCGUUCAGCGGGGCCGAGGCUGGCGCUGAGCCCCGCGGGUCCCGAACAGGGAGGGCAGGCGACAGGUGCCGCGGCCUGGCGCGGCGCGUUCAGCUGCCGGAAAAGCAGGGCCCAGCGCUCAUCCAGCGGAAACAGGUGCUGCGGCCGGGCGGCGGGGAGCGCUGGGGGCGCAGCCGGGCCGGGGCUCCGGCAGCCCCGCUGCCCCGGCCCCGGCGGGGCC
Dromaius novaehollandiae (emu) is the source of this 3643-nucleotide messenger RNA. It is a transcript of the gene STAC3, whose product is annotated as SH3 and cysteine rich domain 3. The record is from RefSeq and is a predicted model, not a curated record. Gene Ontology annotation, biological process: positive regulation of protein localization to plasma membrane; skeletal muscle contraction; positive regulation of voltage-gated calcium channel activity. Gene Ontology annotation, molecular function: protein binding. The transcript has 11 exons. NCBI's taxonomy places the organism in Eukaryota, Metazoa, Chordata, Aves, Casuariiformes, Dromaiidae. The coding region runs from base 1860 to 2993 and encodes 377 amino acids. Gene Ontology annotation, cellular component: extrinsic component of cytoplasmic side of plasma membrane.